Molecule: messenger RNA, 1035 nt
Organism: Hippocampus zosterae (dwarf seahorse)
Lineage: Eukaryota; Metazoa; Chordata; Actinopteri; Syngnathiformes; Syngnathidae
Gene: slx9
Product: SLX9 ribosome biogenesis factor
Exons: 6
Coding region: 122-856 (244 amino acids)
Biological process (GO): maturation of SSU-rRNA from tricistronic rRNA transcript (SSU-rRNA, 5.8S rRNA, LSU-rRNA)
Cellular component (GO): nucleolus; preribosome, small subunit precursor; 90S preribosome
Source: RefSeq, a predicted model, not a curated record
AUGAGGCUGUGUUGGACAAAGAAGACGCUCACUAGUUCAAGAAACCAAACCCCGAGGUCGAGCGUGUGAAAACAAAUAUUUCCAGAACAUCGCAAAACGAGCUUAAUUUCCCGUUAAAAAAAUGGUUGGAAAAAUUAAGAACGUGCGGCAUAAAUUGCAUCAGCAAGCUGUGAAGCUGACGUGGCCGCCGGGCUGUGCUUCGUCCAAACGAUCGGACGAGCCUUCUGCUUUCCAAAUACACCAGCCAAGUCAUUCUCAAAUGGAAAGUGGCGCUCCUGAAGUUACAGGGAAGAUUCAAGCCCAAAACCGAAUGUCUUCCCCUGCUGGGAUAUUUUCAGGUACAGAAAUUGCUCCAGAGGCCCUGAGGCAAACGUUAACUUUCAAAGACCCUCCAGUAGCCCCCAUACCUGCCAAGAUAGGUAAUUCUGAAGUAAAGAAAAUCAAGUCCAAAAAAGAAAAGAUGAAGGAAAGGAGGGAACGAUGGUUAAACAAGAUAAGCGUCAUCAAGCUGACAAAGGAGCGUCAAGCGGCGCAGGCCCGGCGGCAGGCCACUCCGGUCGUGGGAGACAUGAGCGUGCUCGCGGAAGCCCUGCCCGAGCUGUCGGAGCUCAUCGCUCCUGCUGGUACAGCCCGCACGGGCCUUCCAACUCGGCGGAAAAGCACCGUGCCAGUCAAGAAGUGUGCAGUAACCGAUUUCAGUCAGAUGAGGCCCCUGCAGAAACGCAAACUCCUGGAGUCAGAAAUCAAUCGGUUUGGCGAGGCAGUGAAAAUCCUCAGCAGCAAAAGGAAUCCCCUCAAUGAUAUCUCGGAGCAUCUGAGGAAGAGACUCAAGCAUUUAGAAGAAGGUUCCACUUAACGUGGGAAAGAAAGACGAUGACUUCACCCAUUCAAAGCGUAGGUCAGCGUUCCUCUAUCAUAGAACUCUUGUUGACUUUUUUCUUUUUUAAGAUUUGGGCCUACAACACAGACUCAACCGACGACUGCUUUUCACAACAAUGUUUUUAGCCGAUGACAAUAAAAAUCUGCUUUCAAUGA